Fulmarus glacialis (Northern fulmar) is the source of this 526-nucleotide messenger RNA. Its product is annotated as electron transfer flavoprotein subunit alpha, mitochondrial-like. Gene Ontology annotation, cellular component: mitochondrion. The record is from RefSeq and is a predicted model, not a curated record. Lineage: Eukaryota; Metazoa; Chordata; Aves; Procellariiformes; Procellariidae. The annotation marks the transcript as partial. The transcript is spliced from 5 exons. Gene Ontology annotation, molecular function: flavin adenine dinucleotide binding; electron transfer activity.
GCAUCGCUGCUCCGGAGGUUUCAGAGUACGUUAGUCAUAGCAGAACACAACAAUGAUACUCUUACACCCAUUACACUAAAUACUAUCACUGCGGCGAAACGUCUUGGAGGUGAAGUUUCUUGUUUAGUAGCUGGUACCAGCUGUGACAAGGUAGCACAAGAACUCAGCGAAGUGCAGGGUGUUGCAAAAGUUCUAGUGGCUCAGCAUGAUGUAUACAAGGGAUUUCUAGCAGAGGAGCUGACUCCCUUGAUUUUGGAAACUCAUAAAAAAUUUAAUUACACCCACAUUUGCGCUGGAGCAUCUGCCUUUGGGAAGAAUCUUAUUCCCAGAGUGGCUGGCAAACUUGAUGUUGCCCCCGUUUCUGACAUUAUUGAAAUUCAGUCACCAGACACUUUUGUGAGAACUAUCUAUGCAGGAAAUAUUCUUUGCACUGUGCAAUGUGAUGAAGCGAUUAAAGUAUUUACUGUACGGGGAACUUCUUUUGAGGCUGCACCAACAAGUGGUGGUAGUGCCAGUUUAGAAAAGU